AUGGCUGCUGCCACUGAGAUUGCCGAAAGCUCUACCCCAGGAAGGUGGUGCCACCCUGGUGCCAUGCAGUUCUCAGGGAGGUGGUUCCUGGUCAGUGUGGCCUCCCGCUGCAGCUACCUGGCAGAGCACAGCCACCAGCUGGAGGCCACGGCAGUGACGAUGACGGUCCUGGAGGGGCAGAGCCUGGCCAUCAGCACCUUCAGGAAACUGGAUGGGAUGUGCUGGGAAAUCAGGCAGCGCUACCUCCCUGCCCAGGCCCACGGACGCUUCCUCCUGAAGGGCCGUGGCUACCGCAGCAAGGUAGAUGUGGUGGUGGGUGAGACGGACCACAGCAGCUAUGCCAUCCUCUACUACCAGAAGGGACGGAGCAUCUCUGUUAAGCUCUAUGGACGGACCAGCCAGGUCAGCGAUGCUGUCAUGGACAAGUUUGAGCAGCGCGUCAGGGCCGUGGGCCUGAGCGAAGAUGUCACCUACUACUUCCCCACGUACGGGUUUUGUGACUCCGCAGACGAGUUUCACAUCCUCGAUGGUGAGUUGUGGAUCCCGGGCGAGGCGCUGGGUCCCCCCAUGUGCCAGGCUUGCUCCAGUGUUGGGCCCCACAUGGGUUCUCCCUGCCCUGGCUGUGGGCUGGGCACACCGGGACAGACCUGCACCACGCCACGGCUGUGUGGUCCUGCCCCAGGAGCGCAGGGGGGGUCCAUGCCAGACCAUCCCCCAGGAUGGGGUCCCUCCAUGCCCUAG
Egretta garzetta (little egret) is the source of this 741-nucleotide messenger RNA. It is a transcript of the gene C8G, whose product is annotated as complement C8 gamma chain. The record is from RefSeq and is a predicted model, not a curated record. NCBI's taxonomy places the organism in Eukaryota, Metazoa, Chordata, Aves, Pelecaniformes, Ardeidae. The transcript is spliced from 6 exons. Gene Ontology annotation, biological process: complement activation. The coding region runs from base 1 to 741 and encodes 246 amino acids. Gene Ontology annotation, cellular component: membrane attack complex.